CUUCAUUAUUACAUAUUACACUAGAGAAAAAGAGAACUAGACAUCAGGAAAUUCAAAGGGAAUAAUUUAAAGAAAAUACAUAACCUCUCUUUUUUUUCUUUAUCGUAGUAUCUGCUCUUAUACGUGUAAUGAUAUUAGUCCAGGGGUUUCCGCUUUUAAAAAAAAACGGAAUCUGGAUUUUUCGUAAAAAACGCAGAUAAUAUAUUGUUUUUUUUUUUUACACAAAAACACCGAUGUUUUGAUCAUCUUUAACUUGACUUUUUACAAGUAAUUAUUAUAUACGGUAUUUCGAAUAAACAAAGGAUAUUUGAUGGCUUUUCCUCAACCGAAUUCAAGAGAACUCCAGAAUCGCAAAAUAUUGGAAGAACUGCAGCUGAAGAAGCAAAUGCUCCUGAAGCAGGGCGCAGCGCCAUCCUUGGGAACGCCAUUAGCCGCACCAUCAGCAACAUCGGCAACGAGUUUAGUGCCACCGGUAACGGCGGAUGGAGUCGCUGCCAUAAGUGCUUCGCAACGGGCUGCGCUGCACAACGCGCAUGCUGCAUCAGCUGGUUAUUUCGUAACGCAGGAUUCUUCUUUUGGGAAUUUGAUUCUCCCAGUUUUGCCGCGCUUCGACGGCAAAUGA
Messenger RNA from Venturia canescens, 622 nucleotides. RefSeq names its product SOSS complex subunit C homolog. The transcript is spliced from 2 exons. Gene Ontology annotation, cellular component: nucleus; nucleoplasm; SOSS complex. Gene Ontology annotation, biological process: DNA repair. Bases 311 to 622 code for a protein of 103 amino acids. The record is from RefSeq and is a predicted model, not a curated record. Lineage: Eukaryota; Metazoa; Arthropoda; Insecta; Hymenoptera; Ichneumonidae.